Messenger RNA from Fusarium keratoplasticum, 624 nucleotides. RefSeq lists its product as uncharacterized. The record is from RefSeq and is a predicted model, not a curated record. NCBI's taxonomy places the organism in Eukaryota, Fungi, Ascomycota, Sordariomycetes, Hypocreales, Nectriaceae. The transcript is spliced from 2 exons. The coding region runs from base 1 to 624 and encodes 207 amino acids.
AUGUCCCUCAAAACCUGCUCUCGACGCCUCUUGAAACUUAAGACAACCUCACUCCCUCUCUACACGCAGUUUCGCUCUCAGUUCCUCAUCCAAAACACCAUCUACCGAGCCCACCAAAGACCCCUCAGCGGAACAAGACCCUUCAACAUGUCCAACGACGACGACUACAUGGCCUUCCUCAACAAGGCGAAUCAGGACACCGGCGCCGACGCGACUACACAGCAAAAGUCUUCCGUGUUCAAGGCCAAGGACACAGGCAGCGAGGUGCCCAAGGAGAUCCGCAACGUGUGCAAGAGCGCCGUCUACGUCUCGGACGCCGACGAGCCAUUCGAGGAGGUCUCGCUCAAGUGGGAGGGCAAGAACGGACUACCAACCGAAUCCGAAUUUGCCAAGCUCAUCAACCACUCGUCCCCCGACUCGGCGGAAAUCAAGAUCCUCGACCCUCUCAACUGGGACUCGCGCGGCCAGUACACCAACGUCAUCGAGGCGGUGCGCGAAGCGUCCAAGGGAAACGACGUGCGCGUAUACCAGAUCGUCCGGGACGCCACGAGGGUCGAGUACUGGGUCGUCUCGCAUGCCGAUGGAAGGCUCAUCGGCGCCAAGGCCCUGGCGGUAGAGAGCUGA